Molecule: messenger RNA, 1449 nt
Organism: Mytilinidion resinicola
Lineage: Eukaryota; Fungi; Ascomycota; Dothideomycetes; Mytilinidiales; Mytilinidiaceae
Product: putative biotin synthase
Exons: 3
Coding region: 49-1266 (405 amino acids)
Biological process (GO): biotin biosynthetic process
Cellular component (GO): mitochondrion
Molecular function (GO): 2 iron, 2 sulfur cluster binding; biotin synthase activity
Source: RefSeq, a predicted model, not a curated record
CACCAAUUCACCUCUUUUCCUCCUUCAAUCAAUACACUGACCAAAACUAUGUCUCGACGAAUUUCAGCCAAAAGCAAGAGUCUCCAGCCCCGGAGGUUCCUCAGCCCUCAAUUCAUCUCAAGGCCCUUCAGCACUGUUCAGGAUGUUGUUCCCGGUAGCUCUACCGGGCCACCGCAAGCGCCAACACCUCAACGUACCUCCGUGUUCCAAGAUGCACUUCAAGCAACAAUUCCUCGGACCAAUUGGACUAAGGAGGAGAUCUCAGAGAUCUACAACACUCCAUUAAUGGAACUAUCAUAUGCAGCGGCCACUCUCCACCGCCGCUUCCACUCGCCCGCAGCAAUCCAGCUCUGCACCCUGAUCAACAUCAAAACAGGCGGCUGCAGCGAAGACUGCUCCUACUGCGCGCAAUCCUCGCGCCACAACACGGGCCUCAAAGCCACCAAAAUGGUCAACGUCGAGACCGUCCUAGCCGCCGCCCGCACUGCGAAAGAGAAUGGCAGUUCCCGCUUCUGCAUGGGCGCCGCGUGGCGCGAUAUGCGCGGCCGCAAGACCAACCUCCGGAACAUUACCGAGAUGGUCAAGGGCGUGCGGGCGCUGGGGAUGGAGGCGUGCGUGACUCUGGGGAUGAUUGACGCGGCGCAGGCGAAGGAGCUGAAGGAAGCGGGCUUGACGGCGUAUAACCACAAUGUUGAUACGAGCCGCGAACAUUACCCGAGCGUCAUCACCACGCGCUCGUAUGACGAGCGGCUGGCAACGAUCGAGAAUGUGCGUGAGGCUGGGAUCAAUGUGUGCACGGGCGGCAUUUUGGGGUUGGGCGAGAAGCCGAAGGACCAUGUGGGCUUGAUCCAUACGGUUGCGACGCUGCCCAAGCAUCCGGAGUCGUUCCCCGUCAAUGCUUUGGUGCCGAUUAAAGGGACGCCGUUAGGAGAGAGCAAGGCUAUUUCCUUUGAUGCGAUUGUGAGGACGAUUGCAACUGCGAGGCUAGUUCUGCCUGCGACCAUCAUUCGGUUGGCUGCCGGCAGAAACACUAUGACCGAGGAGAAGCAGAUGAUGUGCUUCUUUUCUGGUGCCAAUGCGGUGUUCACGGGAGAAAAGAUGCUGACUACCGCCUGUAACGGAUGGGAAGAAGACAAGGCCAUGUUUGACCGCUGGGGUCUGCGGCCGAUGGAGAGCCACGAAACACUUCAAGGCCAGGAGGAGUUGAAGGAGUCAAUUCCUCUUGUUACAGAGCAGAAGGAGCAGGCAUUGGCCAGCGCGCCAUGAGAUCAUGGAAACGUCUAAAAGUGAUAUUUCAUAGCGUACAUGAAGCUCCUCCUCGCGGAGUUGAGCAUCUGCGCAUUAUUUACAUAAACUACAUAUUUGCCAGCUUUUUAUAUCUAGAGAACUAGGAAAAUGCUCUAUGUAUGCAGAAUAUUGACACUUUCAUGCGGCUAAGCCCAUCACAGC